Molecule: messenger RNA, 875 nt
Organism: Caenorhabditis elegans
Lineage: Eukaryota; Metazoa; Nematoda; Chromadorea; Rhabditida; Rhabditidae
Gene: spe-12
Exons: 6
Coding region: 39-806 (255 amino acids)
Source: RefSeq, marked reviewed
AUUUCGGGUUUUCGAAAAGUUCAAACUAUAUUUAAAAUAUGAAUACGAGCACAUUUUACAUAGUUUUGUUGUGUUUUUUGAGUCGAAACUUGUUAAAUGCGGAGCACAGCGAGGAAAAAAAUAAUCAAGAUCUUGAAGACAGACGUUAUAAAAUGUUUGGAAACGAGACUGAUGAUAAGCGUUGCAUCCAUGGAGAUCUAAUUUCAAUUACGUCGAAAACUUUUUACGCGACUGAAAAAUACUAUUACACCGAAUGUCAUACUCGAGCCCCAAGUUGCGGUUUUCAAAUGAUGCCGAUUAUGAUUAAUGGAUUGAAUACGUCCAACAAAGUUGUACGCUUUGGAUGCUUUCCAACUCGAGAUAUUUUGGGAAAUCAGUUUUUUCUAAACAAGCGAUAUUACUCGAAUUCUUUUGAUGGAAUAUACAGUAUGUUUGACUACUUUGCAUUCGAGAAUACUGGUAUUGCUGAUUAUUUAAUUUAUUACAAACCGACAGCGGAAGAACUAAAAGCAGUUAGAUAUGUUCAUGAAAACAGAUGGGUUGAAAAUCCACAGGAAUUCAUAGUCCAGAAGAAAAAUGAGAGUAGCGCAGAAGCUCAUUCGGAUGGUCUCAAUGCAUACUUCCGCCAUAAAAAGAUUACCCCACUCAUGAUAAUUUACAUUCUAUUCAUUUGCUUUUCUGUCAUUUUCAAGCUUAUCUGGCUUGUACAUACAGCAUGGAAGAAUAUGAAGCAGGGAUAUGCACCAAUUGCAAAAAUGAGCGAAGUGAAAGAAGACUUUGAACGAACUGUAGAAGAUCUCGAUUGAACAGAAAUUCCGCAUAAAUAGACCUAAAAAUUGCUGAAAAAUUCUUGAAAUAAAAAGCGAAAACCCAUC